AUGUGGCUCCACUGGCAGCGGGAGAAGGAGCUGCAGAUCGACGAGGCUCUGCGGAGUUCCCUGGUGGACGUGGAGGCCCUGCGGAGACACGCCGUGUCCAUGGGUGGCCUCUUCCACUCGGACAUUCGACGGAGAGUCUGGCCCAAGUUGGUCGGAGUCAACAUGUACCACAUCAAACCCUACGAGGGAGCGCCUCUCACCGAGCACAAGGACAGGGCGCAGGUCCUGCUCGACGUGAGACGGUGUUCCAGGCGCAUACCUGAACACUAUUCAGAGACAAGGAGACAAGAGUUGCAGGAGAAGCUACUGAGGGUCAUUCUGCGACUUCUCUCAGAGCACCCCGACCUGCACUACUACCAGGGAUUCCAUGACAUCGUUAUCACAUUCCUGCUGGUGGGCGGGGAGGACUUUGCCUACGCCAUUGUCAAUGUUCUCGUUCAACACCACAUCAGGGAUUUCAUGGAUGCGGACAUGGACCGUACCAAGGUGAUCAUCUGCUACCUCAGACCUCUCCUCAGACUGGAGAGUCGUACACUGGAGCGCUUCAUCCACAAAUCAGAGUGUGCCUACUACUUCUGCCUCAGCUGGCUCAUCACCUGGUUUGGCCACGUGGUGAGGAGACUGGACGAGGCCUGCAGACUGGUCGACUUCCUCCUGGCCUCCCACCCUCUCAUGCCCGUCUACCUCUCUGGAGCCGUGAGAGAGAACGCUCACACACACACACACACAACCACACAAACACACUUCAAACUUUUUCUCGAUUAGGUAUUAAAUUUACAGAGAGAAUUUUCAGUGCUUAAGCUCCGUUGCAAAACUCGUCCACACUCACAAAUUAUGUGGAGAGUAUAAUUAUAUGAAAUAGGUUCCUUCAAGAGUUUUUUUGGCUAUGGUAUGUUUUAAUGAUAAUGGUUCAGUAAGUUUGAGUAUGUUAUAUUAAUACCUCGGUCGGAGAAACGUCUAUAUACAUUGUAGAAAUUUCUUCAGUGUGAGUAUAAAUAAAGCUUCUGGUUACUUUUACUCCCUUUCAUAUACAAACCUGAGGAAAGGAUCCACACGUUAAAGACUUGUGUGCGUGUGUGUGUGUGGAACAUCUGUUCCCCAGAUUAUCCUGAGUCGAGAGUCGGAGGUGUUGGCGGUGGACUGCGAGAUGGCGUCGGUCCACGGACUCCUCUCCAAGAUCCCAGAGAGACUCAGCUACGAGCAGGUCAUCGUGAUGGCCCAGCAGCUCUUCGAGAAACACCCUCCUCAGAGACUGGCCAGGAACGAGGGCCUGAAACUCGGGACUAGCUCCCUGAUAUCUACCUAUAAACAGUUCUCAAGACACACUCAGAACCAGCACGCUGAUCAUCUCCUGGCGAGGGGGAUUGUCUCGCCUGCCCCUCCUCGUUGUUGGCUAGAUUGGCUCCCCUCUCCCUCCUUCUCCCUCUUCCUCAGACUCCUGGCGUUCGUGGCUCCAGUCUUACUGGCUGUCAUACUGUUCUGGAUCAGGCAUCACUACGUCAGAACUAACAUGGAACCCACAUUCAGUCCUAGAAAAUCUGUACCGAUUUAGUGUUCAUUAU
Molecule: messenger RNA, 1562 nt
Organism: Geodia barretti
Lineage: Eukaryota; Metazoa; Porifera; Demospongiae; Tetractinellida; Geodiidae
Source: the annotation of a GenBank genome assembly